AUGGAGAAGAUGUCGAGCACUGCACCAUUUUUGUCGUUGUGGCUCGACUAUUCCGAGCCUUCCUCGUAUUACUCCAACGAAAUGACUAUAUUCAGAGACGCAAUUCAUCAAUUCCACGAACACAGAGAGUUACACAACGCGUACCCCAAUUUACACGCAGAGUCCGUGUUUAAAGGUCUCCAGAGGAAUUCAAUGAAUUCUUAUUAUAAAAAUAUUCCGUUUAUACUCUCGACUGGGUUUUAUAGUGGUAUCCAGCAAUACGGCGGUGUCAUUUUAUCACAAAGUUCAUCAUCAUGGGAGGGAUUACAGUUUGUGAUCAAAGAAGCCCUUUCUAUGAGUAUCAGUGGGGUGUCUUUUGUUGGGAGUGAUAUUGGUGGGUAUUAUGAUAUGUCCACAUUACAAGUCUAUUUGAGAUGGCUACAGGCGUCUACAUUUCUGCCGUUGUUCAGAGGGUAUUCUGAAAUGCACACAUUCAGAAAAGAGCCGUAUAUGUUUAAAAACAACAGAGAAUUGGUGAAGUAUGCGUUUGAAAUUCGGAACAUGUUUUUGAGGUUUUGGAACUCAAAAUUUAUUGAGUGUCAUAUAAAUGAAGUUCCCGUCAUCAGACCACUAUUCUAUAACUUUCCUGAUGAUGAAAACAGUCUUUUAAUAGAGGGAGAGUGGAUGGUAUCAACUGAAAUACUUGUAUCUGGUGUUUAUGACGAUUCUGAGAGGUGUCAGGUGUAUCUUCCAAAAGGCCUUUGGUUCAAUUUUUUCAGUGAUGAAAUCAUUCAAAGCAAUGCGAGUUACAUUGAAAUGGAAAUUGACUAUGAAUUUAUUCCCGUUUUUGUUAGGGGAGGGUCAGUGUUAGUUAUCGGAGAUAGAAAGUGUUUGACAGUCGAGGAAUGUUUUAUGAAGCACAAUGAGCUUCAUUUCUAUUUGGGUGAUGAUGGCAAUGCAACAACACUGUUUUAUGCGAGUUGUGGGGAACGAGAAGGCGAGAGAAUAGUUCGACUUGAAUUGAAAGGGAAUCAAAAUACAAUAGAAGGCAGAGUUCAAGAGAUUUACACGUGUGAGGAGUGUAAAAAAGUACAACUUUUUGUUCGAAAGAUAGUGAUACACAAUAUGAACACAAAACCAAAACAUGUACAUUCCAAAGAAGUUCAUAUUAUUCAAAUAAAACACUUUAAAAAUAAGAAGAUGGUUUUAUACAUAAAAACGUUUGACGCAAUACAGAAUUUUAUUAUUAAAUUCAGUUAUUAA
This is a messenger RNA of Entamoeba invadens IP1, 1242 nucleotides long. RefSeq names its product neutral alpha-glucosidase ab precursor, putative. The record is from RefSeq and is a predicted model, not a curated record. NCBI's taxonomy places the organism in Eukaryota, Evosea, Mastigamoebida, Endamoebidae. Gene Ontology annotation, biological process: N-glycan processing; carbohydrate metabolic process. Gene Ontology annotation, molecular function: alpha-glucosidase activity. The coding region runs from base 1 to 1242 and encodes 413 amino acids. The transcript has a single exon.